Opisthorchis viverrini is the source of this 1115-nucleotide messenger RNA. RefSeq lists its product as hypothetical. Gene Ontology annotation, molecular function: protein kinase binding. The record is from RefSeq and is a predicted model, not a curated record. The transcript has 8 exons. Bases 1 to 1026 code for a protein of 341 amino acids. Gene Ontology annotation, biological process: positive regulation of cyclin-dependent protein serine/threonine kinase activity. NCBI's taxonomy places the organism in Eukaryota, Metazoa, Platyhelminthes, Trematoda, Opisthorchiida, Opisthorchiidae.
AUGGACUGGGCGUUAAAUUGGUUCGAAAGCAUUUCCCAAAAGCCACUUGGUUGUCGGAAGCGAAAAAAUGACAUUGAACAAAUCAACACUGUUAAAAAGAAGAACAUAAGACAUACUCCAUCAACAGCAGGAAUCGUUGCAGGCGCUGAACCCACCACUUUUAUGAAGUAUGCGGCUAGUCCAAAGUUUAUAAUGAAUGGGAAUUGGGCACCAUCCCCUGAGGUGCUUGAAAGUAAUAUGCUUAGUGCCUACGUUGUCCAGACGAAGGAAAUGAACGAUUUUUUCGCCCUAAUUGAGAACGAUAAGAUUAUAAAGGGGUUUCUAGAUAGUGACAAAUGUUUUAAAUAUGCAGAUAAGUUUAUUCUUGCUUGCGUUUUCGCCUACUUCAAGAGGUGCAACUUCAAGCCAAAAGAAUAUAACCGAAUUAAUUUCUUUUGUUGCUUGUACUUGGCCCAUGACAUGGAAGAGGAUGAUGAGGAUCUCAAAUAUGAAAUAUUUCCAUGGGCGCUGGGGAAGAUGUGGAGACAGAAAAUAUCUUCCUUCCUUCUUCGCAAAGAAACCAUCUGGGCGAGAAUGAACUACCGUGCAAUAGUCAGCUACAUGUGCUGUAAAGAGUUAAUGUCCAUUAUGCCUACUCAUCCCAUAUGGACAAGAACCAGACUUACUCACCAUGGACACGCCAUUCGCACAUAUGCAAAACCUCGGGAUUCAAAUAUUCCAAAGGGGCCCGAUUCUUCCCCAAAGCCAUGUUUUGAGUGCGAUAUAUUUUAUAAUCAUCACUAUUUGAGCACUACAUACACGGACAUAUCAAGAGAACACAAGAACGGCUUUGAAUCCACCCGAAUCGGCUGCUUCAAUGAAGAACUUAUGUCUGAACUAAUAGAAUCGGAAGACGAAGCGUUCAACCCAUCAUCUGAAAGUAUAUUGAGGAAUACAGGAGAAGAAUCUUGGUUAUCUCAGGAAACUUACCAUUCAAUAUCUUUAUACUCCAGGAACGAUGGAUCAUUUAACUUUGCAGAAGAAUAAGUUACAUUCAUCGUUUUGUUAUUUAUUUCUAACUUUUCCACUGUUCAACAGAAUUUCUCAUUGUGUCAAUAUAUUUGUUAAAUAAAUGU